This is a messenger RNA of Coregonus sp. 'balchen', 220 nucleotides long. NCBI's taxonomy places the organism in Eukaryota, Metazoa, Chordata, Actinopteri, Salmoniformes, Salmonidae. The record is from the annotation of a GenBank genome assembly.
AUGUUCACAAUCUUGGCUGUUGUCUAGGUAGCCAGCCACGUUGUUGUUAUGGUCUCUGCCUCUUAACGUAACUCCCCCAUCCCCCCUCUGUGUUUAUGUUUAGAUCCAUUCAGGUUCCUCGGAGGCAGAGGAGGAGAAUGACCCAGAUGGCUGCUUUGUGUUCCGGAGGAAGGCCGGCUGUCAGUACUACGCUGUGAGUAGAGUAGCUGCCUACCAUCCU